Molecule: messenger RNA, 1070 nt
Organism: Chenopodium quinoa (quinoa)
Lineage: Eukaryota; Viridiplantae; Streptophyta; Magnoliopsida; Caryophyllales; Amaranthaceae
Product: stress-response A/B barrel domain-containing protein UP3-like
Exons: 1
Coding region: 110-904 (264 amino acids)
Source: RefSeq, a predicted model, not a curated record
UUUUUCGUGCAAUAAAUGUAAACAAACAAAUAAAAUCCCCCACUCACACAGUCACACUCAGCCUCACCAACUCACUCCCUCACUCAAACUCAAUAACCCCAAACCCGAAAUGCUAAGCGCAACAACUCGCCCACUCUUCACCACUCCCACCACCCACUUCGCCACCACUCGCCACCCUCUCCUCCGCCGCAUCUCCCUCCCCACCACCACCCGCACCACCUUCACAACCCGCGCCACAAUGUCCACCACCACCACAACCAUCGAACACAUCGUCCUCUUCAACGUCAAACCCACCGCAGACACCACCCAACUCUCCGCCAUGCUAAACGGUCUCAACUCCCUCUCAACCCUCCCACAAGUCCUCCAUCUCUCCGCCGGUAAACUCCACCGCUACCGCUCCUCCUCCCUCUCCUUCACCCACAUCCUCCACUCUCGUUACCGCUCUAAACAAGAUCUCGCCGACUACUCCGCUCACCCUGAUCAUCUCUCCGUUGUUCGAACCAGCGUUUUGCCCAUUUGCGACGAUCUCAUGGCCGUAGAUUGGGUCGCCGAGAAUCUCGAGGGUCCGGUUGGGGUUAAGCCUGGUUCCGCCAUUAGAGUUCAGUUGAUUAAGCUUAAAGAAGGGGUUGAGGAGGAGAAGAAGGGGGAAGUUGUUGAAAUGAUUGGGAGAUUGAAGGGGAAGAUUAAGGGGAUUGAGCAGUCUUCUAUUGGGGAGAAUUUUUCGCCGGCGAGAGCUAAAGGGUUUGAGAUUUGCUCAAUUGGGGUUUUUGGUGGGGUUGCUGAUUUGGAUUCUCAUGAUGCUGAUUCUGAUCCUUUUAAUGAGAAGCAUAAGGUUAGGGAUUCUGUUGAUUCUCUUGUUAUUGUUGAUUAUGUUGUUCCUUCGAAACAAUCCGCUAGUCUUUGAUUCAUGAUCAUCUUGUAGUUUCAUUGUUUGUUGUAUGGGAUUAAUAAUCAUCAAUUUGAUCAUGUAUUGGUAGCAUACUUGUUGGUUAAUGUGAUUUUGUUAAGUGAAUAAGACAUUGGAUAAUCCAAAUUUGAUGGCUAAUUAAUGAUGGGAAUUAUCAUAUUGA